Mercenaria mercenaria is the source of this 7904-nucleotide messenger RNA. Its product is annotated as myelin regulatory factor-like. Lineage: Eukaryota; Metazoa; Mollusca; Bivalvia; Venerida; Veneridae. The record is from RefSeq and is a predicted model, not a curated record. Gene Ontology annotation, molecular function: DNA-binding transcription factor activity; sequence-specific DNA binding. Gene Ontology annotation, biological process: protein autoprocessing; positive regulation of DNA-templated transcription. Bases 491 to 3676 code for a protein of 1061 amino acids. The transcript has 22 exons. Gene Ontology annotation, cellular component: endoplasmic reticulum membrane; nucleus.
AAUACUGUUAAAUAUUUCAGUAUUUUGGAUGAAGAAAAAAUAGAUGAUUAUUCAGCCGUUAAAAAAAAUCUCAAUUUAAUGGUCAUUAUUUUUUUUAAUGACAAGGCUUUUAACUUUAGGAACGUGGGGGAAGCGAUAUCUGUCCAUAGAUCGUAAAGAUGAUUUUCUGAAACCUCUGAAAAUGUUGCCGACUUUCCUUCAGGAAUGAUAAUAAAAGAUUAUAUACAUAAAUACGGAUUUUUAAAAGAUGUAUAUUGUACAUUGUUGUGUGAGUGUAUUGUUGAGACAUUCAUAUGCUGAUUUUGGAAGUUACUGUGGCUUGGUUGCUGUGAAACAAGAUCUCUCUAAGUGACUUUUUCCUCUCUUUUUUUCGAGUGGCAUUGUGUUAUAUAAAAUAAUUUGUGUCAUAUCUGAUGUGAUUUGAAGGGAUAAAGGGAGUCUUUUUUUUGUUGCUUAACGUAUAAAUUGUUGGACUACUUCGGAAAUACCCAUGUAUCAGUUUGGAUACCCCGAGGAUAAAAUGUUGAGGUGCCUGCCAGAGGAGGCCAUCUCUGCCAUUGCCUACAACCACCCUCACUCUAACGGUAAUGGGUUCAAGAUCAACAACUUGCACUUGCGGGGCCUCGGCUCCCAGCUCGGCCCGCAGCAGACAAGUAUUUCACAGACUCAAGCCCAGAGUUCCCCACCAAACAGUAUGUACUGUAGCCAGCAACAACAGAGGCAACCAAACAUAAACACAAGUUUACCAUAUAUGGACAAUCAUCCUAUGUUGCACACGACAUUACCAGACAGCCCUCCGGACUCAGAACCGUACUCCCCUCCAGACGGGCAUCCACACACAAACGGACAGACAAAUCACCAUGGACACACUAACAACCACACUCACACAAACAAUCACCAUAAUACUCAUCAAGAAAACUCGAAGUACACAGUGACAUCAACACCGUCAACCAUGUAUCACGCUCACCACAGACCUCCGGGGAUGACGCAGCCAAAGACCCUCGUCACAAUGCCCGGGUACCAUGAGCCCCCAUUGCUCAACCAUCUACCCCCCACCUCACAUCAGCCCCAGCUUCCUCCUGUAAGCAUGCCCCUGAAUGUACCCCCACAAUCAGGCAUGAACCCUCAAAUACUCACUCCAGGAAAUCUCAGCCCACAAAGCAAAAAGCGUAAGCACAUGGACUCACCCAAUCCGGGUAUGAUGUUUAGUAGAAAUGGACUCAUCCCAAAUAUCAAACAGGAACCUAAUGGUAAGUCAUUAGCAUACUCAAACUCGAGUUACCUGCCCGAUUGUGAUGAUGACGGUUAUAGUAACUAUGACCCAGAUUCCAGUAACGGGUAUGACAAUGGUGUUUAUCAAGUGAUCAAAUGGCAGAAAUACGAUGACAAUAGAUGGGCAACACUAACUGAUGCAAAUUUGAAAGACUUACCUGCACCACAGUUCAGAGUAGAUGCAGACAAAGGCUUUAAUUUUUCUGUGUCCGAUGACUCGUUUGUCUGUCAGAAAAAGAAUCAUUUCCAAAUUACAUGUCACAUUGGCAUCACAGGUGACCCGAAAUAUGUGCGCACACAUGAGGGCGUGAAGAAAAUAGACCAUUACUGCCUGCACUUUAAUGGAAUAAAGUUGGAGUCCCCGAGUCAAACUAUCAAAAUAGAGCAGUCCCAGUCAGAUAGAAGCAAAAAACCUUUUAAACCAGUCAGAGUAGAUGUGUUACCAGACAACGUGUCAAAAUUGACAGUUGGACGCCUACACUUUAGUGAAACAACUUCAAAUAAUAUGAGAAAGAAAGGGCGACCGAAUCCAGACCAGCGAUAUUUCCAGUUGGUUGUAGCCCUGCAUGCACAUUCAGGGGACAAUAGUUACUUGGUAGCUGGAAGUGUGUCUGCAAAAAUAAUAGUGAGGGUUGUGUUCUCAAUAUCAUUUCAGGCAUCAAACCCAGGUCAGUUUGACAGUGAUAUGGAGGCUACUCACUGGACCAAGGGCUCAACCCCAGACUCUGUUUAUCAUAUAGGGCGUGUAGGGGUGAACACGGACCAUCCAGAUGAAGCUUUAACUGUGCAUGGCAAUAUUAAAUUAUCUGGACAAAUUCUACACACUUCAGAUGUUAGGGCAAAACAAGAUUUUGAAGAGGUUGAUUCCAAAGAACAGCUUAAAAAAGUCUCGGGUAUUAGGAUCUACAAUUACCAAUACAGCGAGGAUUAUGCAGAUCACGUUGGUAUGCCAGAGGAUAAGCGGAAUGAUACGGGUGUUAUCGCACAAGAGAUACAGGAAGUACUGCCAGAUGCAGUUAUAGACACUGGGGAUGUUCAAUUUGAAAAUGGCAAUGAGAUUAAAAAUCUACUGGUUGUAAAUAAGGAUCGUAUAUUUAUGGAGAAUGUUGGUGCUGUGAAAGAAUUGUGUAAACUAACAGAUAAUCUUGAAGUUCGAAUUGAUGAACUCGAGAAAAUGAACACCAAAUUGUCAAAGUUGAAGAGAUUUGACAGUCUUAAAUCUACAGUCAGCUCAAAGUCCAGUUGUAGUAACAGUACUGUGAAUAGUUCAGUGCCACCAAAGAAGCCACACAAAACUCAUCGGCCAAAGAUAACACCACCUCCACAACCAGCUCCUGCUCAAACUUCCACCUGGUGUAGCAAUCGUUUCAUACAAAUCACCAUUAUCAUUCUCAUUUGCAUUAUGGCUUUCUGUCUCAUUGCAAUAACAAUAUUAUAUAUACUGGAACGGCAGAAGGAUAACUCCGGUGAUACCUUUCAUACAACAAAUCAUAUAUAUCCAGACAGAAAAAGGCCAUUGUCUCAUACUGUAUCAAGCAGUGGGACAAAUAGUACAGGGCAUAAAGGGAGUUCACCCCAGCAUGUACGUCCUACUAACCCCACCAGUACGAGGUUCAAUCCUCCGGAGGACAAUACAACACCAGUAUCAGGACCAGCGGAUAUUCUUCAAGCCCCGUGUGGGCCGCCAGACUGUGAAGAACAGUGCUGUGGACCCCAGAGUGACCAGGGUGUUGACACAAGUGGAUAUUCCCAGUUCCUGGAAGACAUAGGACAGAGGAUUCUACAGUCAACAAACGCCCCAUACACCAUCAUCAACAAUAACAGUGGACAAGGGCAGGGAGAUGCUCCCACAACAUCAGCAUCAGACAAAAUUCAGGUUGUAAUCAACCAAAAUGGUCAGUUCAUGGGAACUGGGAUGGGUAAAAAUGACCAGUCAAACAGUAUACCAGGAGGUCCUUAUUACAGGCGUCGCCGGAGAAAUACACAGCCAGAUCCAAAUGCAGCCUUCCUGGCCCAGAUAUCGAUUCCGGAGUUGAAUUUUACAUUGACUGAACAAUACAAAGAUGUGGAGUUCUCCAUGCAAAACAACUUUACCUACAACAUUUUAUACAGCAAAUAUUUUGAUAUGAGGAUGUACACAUUGAAGUUUGGGGUGGCAGAUAAUCUGAAUAUUCACAUGUGUCACCACGGUGUUACUAGACUUUGUGAUACAAACCUAGAUACAGAGGUAGAUUUGCCUGAUGUUGCUGUGGAGUGGAAGAUUCCAAUUGGUCGAUACCACUCUAGUUUCCUAAGGUUUAGAGUAACAACACAGGAUAAUACAAAUGUAUGUGUGCAGCCAGGUGAAGAAUCAGUUGGUAUUUAUGUAGAAUAUAACAUCCUUUUCGCAAGAAGUUGCAGCUAAACAUUGGAAAAAAUCCUGCUGUUUGCAAAAUACAUCCAGGAUUUGUACAGUUUGAAGUAGUUAUACGGUGACAUAUGAAUGUAAAUGUCGGAUAUAACCUGGUCUUGGCAAGAAAAUGAACCUACAUAGGACUUUGGGAGUUUAUACAACUACAACAUAGAAUGGCCGCAUAUCCGUGUAUACGUCUGAAAAUAAUCUGGUCUUCAAAGAAGUGAUUUAGCCAGGAAGACUUCUAAAAAUGCAUGAGUUGGAACAGAGAUGUAUGAAGCUUUUCCACUGCAAAAUACAGUAUAUGAAAUUGCUGUGGAAGGGGAAUUAUUGUUUUUAAGUCUGAAAUUUGAACAUAUUAUUUAUACUCAAAGUGAAGUCUUCUUAACAUUAUUGUGAGAAAUUUUUUACUAGAAAUUAAGUGUUUGUAAUACAGUUUUGAAAAUUAUCAAAAAAUGAUGUGUAAAUAUGAAAUAAUUUAAAGGAAAGUGUAUAGCUGUUUAUAGGAUAUUCUGUAUUACAACCCCACAAAAGUUACCCCCGGCCUAUGAAAUUUGGUUGCUUUACAGUCCAACAAAUUGAUCUCAAUGCAAUAUUGACAACAGUUCUGCCAUACUUCAGAAUCCAGAUCAUUUUACCAGUACUUGUGUUACUUUUUAACCUUUACUCCACUUAAUUUCUAAAAUGGACUUUUUCAUCACUCAAUCUGGACAGUACCACUUAUUAUUCAGAGGGGUGUACACUGAAAAUUUACUGACUGAAUAGCAAACAGUGCAGACAAUGCUCAGCCUACAAUGCAAAAUGACUUGCCGCCAGCAGGCUGAAGGUUAAACAGGUCCAGACUUUGUUACUUGAAUUUAUACCUAUAAACAAAGCUGUAUUUCUGCAAAGCUGUAUUUCUGUUACAGCAACAAACACCAUAUUUUUUAUGAAAAGCAAUUUUCAUUUGUGCUGCAAACUUCAGAUAUAUGUAAUUUGAAUAAAAUAGAUCUUAUUGAAUGAAUUUAUAUGUACCCUGUAUAUAUAGACCAUGCUUAGGUGAUUUUUCUUUAAAGGUGGCCUUUAUUCAUAAGUAAAAAUUAACUGAAAUAUUUAAAUUAAUAGUAAAAUAAGAAAUGAAAUUGCAAGUCUUAGAAGCUCUGAUUGUGGUCUUUGUUCACAUUGAGCCCUGCUCACAGGUGAUCUUUGUUCACAGUUGAGCCCUGUUCACAGGUGAGCUCUGUUCACAGUUGAGCCCUGUUCACAGAUGAUCUUUGUUAACAGGUGAGCCCUGUUCACAGGUGAUCUUUGUUCACAGGUGAGCCCUGCUCACAGGUGAUCUUUGUUCACAGGUGAGCCCUGUUCACAGGUGAUCUUUGUUCACAGGUGAGCCCUGCUCACAGGUGAUCUUUGUUCACAGGUUGUCUUUGUUCACAGGUGAGCCCUGUUCACAGGUGAUCCUUGUUCACAGGUUGUCUUUGUUCACAGUUGAGCCCUGUUCACAGGUGAUCCUUGUUCACAGUUGAGCCCUGUUCACAGGUGAUCUUUGUUCACAGAUGAGCCCUGUUCGCAGGUCAUCUUUGUUCACAGGUGAGCCCAGGUGAUCUUUGUUCACAGGUGAGCCCUGUUCACAGGUGAUCUUUGUUCAUGGCUUUGAUGGUAUAUAUAUGUACUAAUCAUUUAAUACAAUUCCUAUUUUGUUUUUCACUUUUGUACAUUUAGUCAGUUUUUAUCAUAUUUUUACUUGAUAUUGUUAAAUUUAUAAGAUUACAUUCCAUGUUUUGUAUAAUGUUUAACAGUCACCAUUUUUACCAUUGUUUACCAUUGUUACUUUAUGUACUGUUGUGUCUUUUAUAUGUUUUAAUCAUAAUGCAUUUGAAACAGAAAUGUUCUGUGUUAGCAUAUACUCAACAAUUAAAAAAUCAGCGAUGCUUGAAAAAGGACUUUAAAAAGAGGUCUGUUUAUUUUGGUGCCUUAUUCCACAUUAUAGAUUAUAAGAUGGUAGUAUUGUUAUUUUCACUAUUAUAAAUAAAGUGUAAUCUAGAGUGAACACCUGUAGGAAGAGAAAAAUGUGUUUGUUGUAAAGAUUGCUGUUCUAAAAAAAAAAUUUACUAAGCAUUUUGUGAAAAAGGAAAGAAAAAAUCCAUUUUUUUCUGCAGAAGUGUCAUAUACAGUGUAUAUACUGUAUUAAACAGUGCUUGAUUCAGCUCAUUAAAAUAAGUGCUUUUAAUUUUGUGUUUUCACAAUCUCAUUCUUUUCAUAUGUCCAUAUUGCAUCAUGUUAUAUAAUAUUAUGGUUCUUUUUUAUUUUUAGAUAAGCAAUAAUAUUAUACAUUAUAAUCAAAAUAUUUUCUACUCAGUAUCUAACUAUUGCUAUAAUAGCCUUGAAAUUAAUUCAUGUAUUGUAAAUUGUACAUAGCAUUCAUUAUCUCCCUUUAGAAGCAUUUUUAGCAUGUUUUCACAAAAAGUUCGAACUUUGCUGAUUUUCUAGAAUGUUUUAUUUGAGCACUAUAUUGCAAAAAACGCUUUUCAGUGUUUCCCACCCAACUAGAGGUGUACUGGUCAGGAACCCAGGCAAUCCUUGUGUGUAUCAGUGCUAUACACUGGGCACGUUAAAGAACUAGGCUGUCUAUUCGCAACGAGCUAGGCUAAGUUAGCCGGACAAGCCUGUAUCUGAUUUCUGAUCUCUCUGUCGUGGGAGCUUUGUCUCACUCUGUCCCUCUGGUCAGAUCGCUCUGUGUCUGUACUAGUAGAGGAUGAAUUAUGCGCCCUGUGUGGCUGCAUUUGAACUAUGUAAAACGCCUUUGAACGUGAAAUUGAUCAUGAAAAGGGCGCUAUAUAAAUCUGGUAUAAUAAUAAUAAUUAUCAAAUAUUAGGGACCAUUUAUACGGACUGCAAUUUCUAACAUAUUGCUGUUUCCAGAGAACAGAAUGUAUAUAUGCUUUGAUAACGUCAUGUGCAUAAUUGACUGAAUAGUGCAAUAUAUCAUUUAUAAUUAUGCAUAUUUCAUAUAAUUCUCAUAUUUGCAUUUAAUAUCCUACAGCAUUGUUUUAGUCAAUUAAAUUACAGAUAUUUCACUGUAGAUAACAAAAUUAUUUAAUACUUCUGAAUUAGAACAGUAGAACAAGUUUUCAUGAUUUAUACUUCUGCUCAAUGACUCCUUCACAAUGCUUCAGACCAGACCAGCAUUUUCAAGUAUGUCAAGUAGAAGACUUUGAUAUUAAACCCUCAGGUAACUUACAACUUAGAGGCUAGAUCACUCCCUUUUAAAUCACUCAACAUCCAAAUAAUUGUAUAGAUAUGAUUAACAUUCACUGAAUGCAAGAAAAUGUAGGUCUACUUUUAUAAUAGUUAAAUGUGGAGAAUUUUAGUAUUAAUGAAAAUAGAAUUUAUGUAAAAUGGAUGCAUCUUUCAACUUUUGUUGUAGUUCAUGUACAUUCAUUCAUAUUCAUUCAGUCUUCAUAUGUCAAAUUAACUCAAUGUAAACAGCACAGUUAUUUUUAAUAUGUUCAUGUGUGUUUUUGCUGUUUUCUUGUACUUACUGCAACUUCAUAUUUAUAUAUUUUGUUAUUGUGAUUUCUUUGGUUUGUAAUUGUCAAUAUAAGGUUGUUAAUGUCUUCAUUUAAAUGAUGAAAUUAUAAUACAACUAAGGCUGUUGAAUAUUUUGUUUAAAGCAAACUUUGUGAUUGUGUAUUUUCUGUCCCUUCAGGACCAGAGGUUAUAAAACUGAGUUUUGCAGACCAUUUGAGUUUUGAGAGUAUUCUCACCAUUUGGAAGAUCUCAUAUUUGAGUUUAGAGAGUAUUCUCACCAUUUGGAAAGUCUCAUAUUUGAGUUUAGAGAGUAUUCUCACCAUUUGGAAAGUCUCAUAUUUGUGUUUAGAGAGUAUUCUCACCAUUGGGAAGAUCCCAUUUGGAGUACGUAUUCUUAUAUUACCAAUGGGAAGAUUCCAUUUGGGUUUGGAGAGUAUUCUUACCAUUGGGAAGAUCCCAUUUUGAGUUUGGAGAGUAUUCUCACCAUUGGGAAGAUCCCAUUUGGAGUAUUCUUAUAUUACCAAUGGGAAGAUUCCAUUUGAGUUUGGAGAGUAUUCUCACCAUUGGGAAGAUCCCAUUUUGAGACUGGUAUCCAGACUGAGUUUUAUAAACAAGGAGCCUGGUUUCUACCUAUUAGGUAAUUUAUACUGUUAGAAUAGUGUACAUGUUUGAUAAACACUCUAUGUAUUAAUAAUGAAAAUGAAUAAAAUAAAGUGAGCUAUUUUACAAAA